AUUACGGGUCGAAAAGCGGCUCGUUCGCUCAGGAUCUUUCGGGGAACAGCCGAAGAUGUCAAAGGCAAGCUUGCGGCAUCGACAGCGUUGUCGAAACAAUCGAGUUUAGCCACUGCCGGCUCUUCUGUAACCAUGACUUCUUCUACGAACAGUAUCAUCAACACUGAAGAAGAACUCAGAAACGAACUCAACGAUCUCAGAAAUGAUCUUCAAUUCGAAAGUCUCGACCAAUCGAACUCUACAUCCUUGCCCACAUCGACGUCCAAUAAUGCAGUAGCAGUAGUGAACGCAGCACUAACAUCAGUAGAUCAUUCAUCACAG
Molecule: messenger RNA, 321 nt
Organism: Scheffersomyces stipitis CBS 6054
Lineage: Eukaryota; Fungi; Ascomycota; Pichiomycetes; Serinales; Debaryomycetaceae
Exons: 1
Source: RefSeq, a predicted model, not a curated record